UUUUAUUAAACGGGCCUCAAACAUGGCUGCUCCUUGAAGUGUAUAUAUCUAUGCUUGAAGUGACAAUGGAGACUUUUUUUUGUUAUAUAAGAAAAUAGUAUUAACACUAUUUGUAGUUUUAAAAAAUGGGUUUUAUUAGGCACGUCGUGUGCGCCAUGUCCGGCGGCGUUGACAGCUCUGUCGCGGCGUUGUUACUAAAGAGAAGUGGUUACAGUGUAACAGGAGUUUUCAUGAAGAACUGGGACUCCCUGGAUGAGAGAGGGGUGUGUACCACAGAGAAAGACUGUGAGGACGCCUACAGAGUGUGUCAGACCCUGGACAUCCCCUUCCAUCAAGUGUCCUAUGUCAAAGAGUACUGGCAUGAGGUUUUCAGUAAACUAUUGAAGGAAUACGAGAAGGGGAGGACGCCCAACCCAGAUAUACUAUGCAACAAGCACAUCAAAUUCAACCAUUUCCACAAGUAUGCUAUCAACACUCUGGGUGCUGAUGCCAUGGCAACAGGCCACUACGCCAGGACGUCUCAGGAAGACGAAGAGGUUUUCCAACAGACACCCAUAGCGCCGCCGAUCACUCUUUUUAGAAAUCGGUUUGAGAUUAGAAAUCCGGUGAGGUUGUACAAAGGAGCAGAUCUCCUCAAAGACCAAACCUUCUUCCUCAGUCAGAUCUCCCAGGAUGCCUUACGACAAACCAUGUUCCCAUUGGCCGGACUCACCAAAGAGUUUGUUAAGAAGAUUGCUGCUGAGGCAGGGUUUCACCAUGUGCUGAAGAAAAAAGAGAGCAUGGGCAUCUGCUUCAUUGGAGAGAGAAACUUUGAAAACUUUAUUUUGGAGUAUCUGGAACCUAAACCAGGGAACUUUGUCUCCAUUGAAGACGGGGCUGUCAUGGGAACACACAAUGGCUGGUUCACUCUGACACUGGGCCAGAGGGCGAGAAUUGGAGGGCAGAGAGACCCCUGGUUUGUGGUGGACAAAGACAUUGCUACUGGAGAUGUGUUUGUGGCUCCAACUACCAAUCACCCAGCUCUUUUCCGUGACACGGUGCGAACGGAACGCUUCCACUGGGUAACAGUUGACCCACCUCCUGAACUAGUCAAGACCCAUAUGAUGGAUUGUCAUUUCCGCUUCAUCCACCAGAUGCCGCUCACUCCCUGUACAGUGACACUCAACAUGAACGGCUCUUUGUGGAUCUCACUCUCCCAGCCAAUCAGAGCUCUGACACCUGGACAGUUUGCUGUGCUCUACAAAGGAGACGAGUGUCUGGGUAGUGGGAAGAUCGUACAACUGGGGCCCAGUGAAUACACACUCCAGCAGGGCAGAGAACGCUUGGCAGCAGCCGCGCAGCACGGGGAGCAGCAGACGCCUGAACCAGCCAGCUGAGAUGAGCUCACAGACGGCCGUGGUGGAAAUGAGCUCUGUCCGGUACAUUAGGUAGAGCACACUGUUCAUGAAAAUAAACCGUCUCUUAGACGUGGCUCUACGGCAGAGGGCCUGUUCUGGAGGCCAUAUUAGAAACUGUAAACGGGUGUUUGUUUUUAAAUGCAUAUUGAUAAAACAAGGACAAAAGGGUUACUCUCUGCUCUGUUUUUAGUAUUUUGUGUUUAGACACUGAGAGGUUAUCUGUGAGCUGCUCUGAACCAUCUGCAUCCAGGCCAAAGUGUGUUUUUUGAGUGUAGACUAGAUGGUAAUAAGUUUACUAACCAACAGUAAUCUCAUUUAAAAAAAAUGAAUCAAGCUUUUCCGUCUAUUUACUGUUAUAUAUAUCAUUAGAUCGACAACGACACAGGUACAGUAUGUCUGUUUCUGCUUGUGAUAUACACGGGGUUGCCAUUAUUUAUACUUCAGCAAUCCUCCAUUGAACGUUCACGGUGUCAUUAGGUCAGCCAUUAUGCAUUGCAAAGACCUUUCACCUUGACGUAAUGGUAAUAAAGGCAAGACAUUCAUAUACUUGAUCUGGAAUUUAAGAGGUGCUGGAUGUAUUUUCAGUUGCCACAAUUGUGGUUAUCCUUUGGAAUUGAAGUUGUCAUAUCUAAAACUAAAAUCAAGCUCACUUUUAAAAAAAGUAUUCAGCUCUAAAAUGAUUUAGCAGAUGGAAAACAAUCCAUAAAGCUAAUGUUUUAUUUGGAGAGUUUUUGUCUUAUAGUACUCAAUGUUAUGACCUGUGGUCUGUAAGAAAGGUCUUUUUCAAGGAUGCUCGUAGUCUGAGCCCUUUACUGUUUUCUUUAUUGCAGUUGUAGGAAACCUGUGAGUGACCCUGGGAAAUGGAGGCUUACUGUAGGAGAGUGGUGGGAUUUGACUCUAAGCUAGCAGGGGGUUACUUGUGGGUCAAGACAUGGUGGACACAUUUUUUUUGCCCAUCUUAUCUGUGAAUGAAAGCGUCCCUGAUAUUCUCUUGUUUGUCCAGUAUAACGUGAUUCAAACUUUCCGUUUACUGUAGCUUUUCCUGUCAUCUCUAAGGCUGCUCAUGUUGUUCAUGAAGUUCCCUCCUGUCCUUUACCUUUCCUUCUGAUUGACUGUAACUCCUGUUCACCCUGCCUCUGUGCCAACGGCACAUCUACUGAACAGUACGUUGGUGAUUGAUGUUAAUCUAUGACUCUACUUGGUUCUUUGAAUCAUUCUCAUUUUCUUUUUGUUUGUUAAUUGAUUAAUUAAGUUUACGCUUUAGUACUAAAGUAGAAACAAAGUACAGAGUAGUUACUCUGCACCCUUAUGUUUUCUCCUCUAAGGAGAAGUGAUGUACAAGAGUGGUAUUGGUCGACAGGAUAAAUCAUUGCCUAGAAACAUGCCAAGUUAACAAACAUUUGCAACAGAAUAUGAUUUAAUAAAACGUAUUUGUUAUACACGCAAGUCACAUAUUUGAGAGAGAUAAUUCAAUUGUUCUAUAUAGUUAAAAAGGCAAUGGAAUUCUUUAUACAAGUGCCUUUCUCUAAAUGGUGUUGUAACUACUGUAAAUACCUGAACAUUUACAAAUAAGAGAAUAAACCUUAUAAAUGA
Perca fluviatilis (European perch) is the source of this 2990-nucleotide messenger RNA. It is a transcript of the gene trmu, whose product is annotated as tRNA 5-methylaminomethyl-2-thiouridylate methyltransferase. The record is from RefSeq and is a predicted model, not a curated record. The coding region runs from base 126 to 1376 and encodes 416 amino acids. NCBI's taxonomy places the organism in Eukaryota, Metazoa, Chordata, Actinopteri, Perciformes, Percidae. The transcript is spliced from 11 exons. Gene Ontology annotation, cellular component: mitochondrion. Gene Ontology annotation, molecular function: sulfurtransferase activity. Gene Ontology annotation, biological process: tRNA wobble position uridine thiolation.